GAUUAUAACAAUGAAGUUGUUUUUGCUUUUAUUUUUAGUGCACCAGAGUGCGGCUAUUAUAUAUAAAUUAAAUUUCACAGAGUUCAGCAAAAUGCCUGAUCUGUUCCUAAUGGACGAUUAUGACAAAUGUGUGGCGCAGCCGGGAGGGACUUAUUGCCUGGCCGACGCAGUCCUGUACUCCAAGGGUGACUCCGAGCUGAUGCAGAUGAUACUGGAAUACUCAGAAUACACGAAAAAGCAUUUUAACCACACCGUGGUACACAGAGCGGUGUGCGUCCAAGAAACCUGCAAGAAAUUCAUAAAGAAUAGGAGUUUAGAAAACGAUACGGACCUAGGAUUGAUCCUUGAGGAAUGCAUCGACGACUCUAUGUGGAAGGAAUACAAGCUUAAUGCCAGGUUAAAAGAAAUAAAUUAUUGCAAGAGACAUGGACAGAACAGAGCACUCGGCGCUGGAGACUACAUUAUGGGAAUUGUGUACUUAUCGCUAGUCGCCAUCAACGCAGUUGGCACCGCCUAUGACCUGCUUAAAGGCGAAAAUGCAAAAAAUACGUAUCUCCUGGCGUUUUCCAUACGCAAGAACUGGCGUAAGCUGGUGGCGCCAAUAAGCGGCGUGGGACUAGACCCUCGGCUAAACCGACUCACCGUAUUUAACGGGCUCAGGGCUAUGACAAUGAUAUGCGUGUUCUUCUCGCACACCGCGCUUAUAAUGGUCUUCUCAUACCUUAAAAAUCCCUACUAUAUCGAGACGUCAUACGAGGAUCCCGGAAAAUUUAUCCUCUUCAACGGGACCCUAGUGACGUACACGUUCUUUGUCAUGUCCGGAUUCCUGUUGGCACUCAACUUCGAGCUGCAUGCCGAGAAGCACCGAGUUACCCUGUGGUAUUGGCCCAAGGGCAUGCUGAUGCGAUGGCUGAGAUUGACCCCAACGUACGCCCUCAUAAUAUUCACGACCAUGACCUUGAUGCGGCACUUGGGAGACGGGCCGCUCUGGCACCUGCUGGUAACCAGCGAAGCGCCGGCCUGCAACCAGUACUGGUGGGCGCACUUGCUUUAUAUCAACAACUACAUCUAUGACGAUUCGCAUUGUUUCCCGCAGAGCUGGUACCUGGCAGCAGACACGCAGUUGUUCGGCGUCGGUUUGCUGCUGUGUAUCCUCUUCCGGAAAUGGCGUCCGCAGCUCCUCGCGUUCAGCGUCAUGCUGAUCAUAUCCAUCCUAAUUCCAGCAGCCCACACCUACUUCCAAGAUCUGGACCCGGUGGUCUUACAGAGUCCAGAGGCCUUACGUAGUAUCUAUCGCACCGAUGACACUUACCGGCUGGUGUUUGUGCGCGGACACACGAACCUGUCGACAUACACUUUGGGCAUCGCCGGCGGGCUUCUGACCUACCACUGGUUGAAGAAGGACCAGAAAAUCUCUGCACGUCUACAGAAAUUCGCCUGGGUGCAGUGGUUGAUGUUCCCCACCGGUGUGGGCAUGAUCCUGACGGGUGGUGUCUUUUAUAUUGACGGCUUUGAACCCUCCACCCUGCUCCGGGUUCUGUACGCGUGCCUCUACAAACCUAUCUUCCAAGUGGUGAUCAUUAUAAUAAUAUUGGCCUGCAUAUUCAGGGUUGAAAAUACGUACCGCGGCAUCAUCGAGUGGCGUGGUUUUUCAUGGAUGGCCCGUUGCACGUACAGCGCUUUCUUAGUGCACGGGUCGCUACAGCGCGGCCUGAUUGGUGCGGGGCGACAGCCUGCAUUUAUGUCUGACUUUUAUGUGAUGACAAUCCUCGCGUCGACCAUCUUCCUUUCAUACGGGCUGGGUGCGCUUCUGUGGAUCACUGUGGAGUCUCCGCUCGCUCAGGUGUCUAAAGCGGCCCUCGCGCCACGACGAGAGAAGGUGGAACCGAAUGAAGAGGUCACUUCUAAAGUCUGAG
Messenger RNA from Cydia amplana, 1916 nucleotides. RefSeq names its product nose resistant to fluoxetine protein 6-like. The transcript has 14 exons. Bases 11 to 1915 code for a protein of 634 amino acids. The record is from RefSeq and is a predicted model, not a curated record. Gene Ontology annotation, molecular function: acyltransferase activity, transferring groups other than amino-acyl groups. NCBI's taxonomy places the organism in Eukaryota, Metazoa, Arthropoda, Insecta, Lepidoptera, Tortricidae.